AUGCGAAUUACAACCAAUCAGAGCUACCUAUCCAUGCUGAUCAUGUGUCAGUCCAUCAGCGAACUGAAGGGAGUCCAUGGUGCUUUGCUGCACGCAGAGCUCUGGCUGCACGCAUACGGAAAUCGACGCGACUCCGGCGAGAGAGGCCAAGAGGAGGAGGUGAUCGUCAAGGCGCUGUUGAACAUGGAGUCGCGCUACCAGGGAGGUCCCGAGGAUUGCCAGGUCCUGGAGGAGGUUCUAGUGGCGGCGGCGGCCCAGGCGGAGGCCCGAGCCGAGGAGUGCGAGCCCUGGGGCGGCGACGGCGGCGGGGGCGCCGCUCUGGACGACAGCCUGACCAGCCUGCAGUGGCUGCAGGACUUCUCAAUCCUGGGGGGCGGUGUGGCAGCGCUCACGCCGGGCAAGCCCACGGCGGCCGCCUACUGCCGGCUGGGGCCACUUCCCGCCAUCGUGGCGCGCGGGCAUUGCCCGGAUGAAGUGGACUACAAGACAGACGCCGGCGUCAAACCGCCGUACUCCUACGCGCAUCUGAUCUGCAUGGCCAUGAAACACAGCAAGCACAGCAAGAUGACACUGGCUGGCAUCUAUAAGUGGAUCACCGACAACUUCUGCUACUUCAGGCACGCCGAGCCCACCUGGCAGAACUCCAUCCGCCACAACCUGUCACUCAACAAGUGCUUCAUCAAAGUUCCCCGUCAGAAGGACGAGCCAGGAAAGGGCGGCUUCUGGAAGAUCGACCCGCAGUACGCCGAGCGCCUCUUGAGCGGCGCCUAUAAGAAGCGCCGCAUGCCGCCCGUCAGGAUCAACCCGGCGCUGCAGAGCCGGCUGGGGCUGGCCCCGCAGCCCCCCGCCCUGCGGGUGGACCCGCAGUCCCAGCGGCUCCUGCAGGAGUUCGAAGAGGCCACGGAGCAGAGCUGGGACGUCCGCCUGGCCGAGGGCACCAUGCUGGGGUCCUGGCCGGCGCCCCGCGGCGGCGUCAAGAGGAAGUCCAGCCGCGGUAACGGAUGGGGCAAGUCCCCACGCCGCUCUGGCUCCCCCCCGCUCCCCGCAGACGAGCAGAAGGACAGCGGCCCCCUCAAGGGCGACUUCGACUGGGACGCCCUGCUGGACUCGGCGCUCAGCGGUGAGCUCAGUCUGGACGCCGGCGACACCCUGGGCACGGUGGUCGAAGACGAGGAGCAGAACGGCCACUGCGCUGCCCCCGUGGGGACCACCGACACGUUGUCCGAGUCGCAAAAGUCCUUCUUGGGUUGCGCCUUCCUGGAGAGCGUUUGGCCGGAAGACGGGGAGCAAGAGCGUGGUGACUUCCUGUGCGGCGCCGGCGUCAACUUGGAGCAACUCUUUGACCUGGCCGACUCCCCCGUGGAGCCCUUGCUCUGA
Messenger RNA from Nerophis lumbriciformis (worm pipefish), 1377 nucleotides. The record is from RefSeq and is a predicted model, not a curated record. Lineage: Eukaryota; Metazoa; Chordata; Actinopteri; Syngnathiformes; Syngnathidae.